This is a messenger RNA of Spea bombifrons (plains spadefoot toad), 987 nucleotides long. Its product is annotated as olfactory receptor 10A6-like. The record is from RefSeq and is a predicted model, not a curated record. Gene Ontology annotation, molecular function: G protein-coupled receptor activity; olfactory receptor activity. Gene Ontology annotation, biological process: G protein-coupled receptor signaling pathway. Gene Ontology annotation, cellular component: membrane. NCBI's taxonomy places the organism in Eukaryota, Metazoa, Chordata, Amphibia, Anura, Pelobatidae. The transcript is spliced from 2 exons. Bases 1 to 987 code for a protein of 328 amino acids.
AUGAACCAGACAAAAGUGGUGGUGAUCAUUAUGUUGGGUUUUCAGAAUCCUGAGAUUUUUAACUCCGUUCUGUUUGUUCUGUUCCUUGCCAUCUACAUCUUGACGUUAGUCGGGAACCUGCUGAUUAUUGUAUUGGUGGCAAAGUUUCAGAGGCUGAAAUCUCCCAUGUAUUUUUUUCUCACUCAGUUAUCGGCGUGCGAUAUCUUUCUAUCCACAAUUAUAGUCCCCAACAUGCUCCACGGCAUAAUGGCAGGAGGAAGCUUAAUAUUUGUAUCCGGCUGCAUUACUCAGCUGUACUUUUAUUCUGUUUCAGAAGGUGCAGAGUGUUUCCUUCUCACAGUGAUGUCCUACGACCGGUAUUUGGCCAUUUGUCACCCGCUGCGAUACACGUCCAUCAUGGAUUUUAGGCUCUAUUUCCAACUAAUUGUUUUUUCUUGGCUUUUAGCAUGUAUACUAACAUUUAUCAUGCUACCCCCACUUUCGUCUUUACAGUUCUGUGGUCAUGUCAUUGACCAUUAUUUCUGUGAUCUUGCUCCUCUUGUAGAGUUGUCUUGUACAAAACAUACUCUUGCUGAAUUUUUAAACUUUAUCUUAGGUGUACCUUCUCUGACCGUCCCAUUCUCCUUAGUUAUUUUCACUUAUAUUUCCAUUUUUAUCACCAUCCUUGGAAUCUCCUCCAGCACCGGGAGGCAGAAAGCCUUCUCCACCUGCAGCUCUCAUUUGACUGUCGUCUGCGUCUACUAUGGGACUCUUAUAACAAUUUACCUUGCCCCCACCAAAGGGGAUUUACUCCUAAAGUCUAUUCUAACCGCACACAAGGGUGUCAUCCGAAACUCUCCGAGCAAUAGUCCCUAUAGGGAAGGCUGUUUCAGCACUGUCCGUUCUCAGACUGAGAUUAUUCAGGGUAUGGCCAGACAUGGGUCUCUGGAUCGCUGCAUGUCGAGAGAUAUCAGCCAUACAACACUGACACGGCUUAUGAGAGGCUAA